AUGGCUCAUAGUCAAUGUGUUCAGAAGAUGUCUCAUGUUGAUGGGAGCUUGAAAGUUGAUUCAAUCGCUUCGAUCCAAUCGGCAGAUCAGUGCGGCCCCUUGGAGCCUCUUCUAGAGCAUGAGUGGAGAUCAAAUGAAACAGAAGGUCUUUUCGUGCCUCAGGACUUGUUCAGCAUUGCCUUGACCCCGAGGUUCAUUUUUUUGCAUGCACUGGAAGAUGCGCGAAUCUGUACAAAACUCAUCUUCCUCACCACGUGUUUCACUUCCAUCCCAACCAUACGCACAACCUCUUGUCAGCUCAAUGCCACCGAUGCUGACGCUGAUGCAAAGCUGGUCUACAGCCUGGACAACAAGCAUGGCCGAGAGGGGAAUCGCACGUUUGUCGUCACUCCGGAAGGUGGGGUUCGGCUGAUGGAGGGGCUCGACUACGAGUCCCGCACAGCCUAUCAACUACGAAUCCUAGUUACGGACUCCAGGUUCACCGAGCGCACCACACUUCACAUCCACGUAAUCGAUGUCAAUGAUGAGGUACCACAGUUUGCGCUGAGCCAAUCGCAGAUCGUGGUGCAGGAGAACCAGAAGGCCAGACAACUGGUAGCCGAGGUAAGUUCGCUCUGA
Messenger RNA from Protopolystoma xenopodis, 618 nucleotides. NCBI's taxonomy places the organism in Eukaryota, Metazoa, Platyhelminthes, Monogenea, Polystomatidea, Polystomatidae. The record is from the annotation of a GenBank genome assembly.